AUGAAUAUUCUAUUCUGGUUCGCGGGGAACGCAUGCUUUUUUUCUCCGGCGAAUUUCAUCCUUGCUAGGCCCGGACCGUAUAUCAAUGCCGAGGUCUCUGGUGGUGGCUUCCCCGGUUGGGUCCAACGGAUCGAGGGCAGUGUUCGAACAACUGACCCAUCUUUUUUAAAUGCUAUAGAGAAUUAUAUAUCCACCAUUGGUGGACUCAUUAGCAAAGCGCAGAUCACCAAUGGAGGACCGGUUAUCUUGUUCCAGCCAGAGAACGAAUACUCGGUGUGUGAAGGAGCCCCCAGUGAUGAGGAUCUUAACUUUUGUCUCGAGAAAAACUACAUGGCAGCCAUUAAACAACAAUUUAGAGAUGCAGGGGUUGUUGUGCCGUUUGUCAACAACGACGCCGUAGCUCUGGGUAAUUGGGCACCUGGGACUGGUAAAGGGGCUGUUGAUAUCUAUGGGUUUGACAAUUAUCCCUUUGGAUGGGGCAACGGAUGCGAGUCCAGAGAAUUGGACACAGAUUACAGACCCUUGACACAGUACAACUUUACCCAGCAUCAGUCUAUGAGUUUUGGGACCCCGUUUUCCCUCAUCGAGCUCCAGGGAGGUGCUCCAGAUCAAUGGGGUGACACGGGCGUUGAUGUCUGCGCCGAGAUGGUAAGUAACAUCUUUGCAAGAGUAUUUUACAAGAUUAAUUACGGUUUCCGCAUCACUAUUUUCAACCUUUACAUGAUGCUUGGCGGCACUAACUGGGGUAAUUUGGGAUAUUCAUCUGGGUAUACUUCUUACGAUGUCGGCGCACCUAUCAUGGAGGACCGACAGAUCACUCGAGUUCCUAUAUCAACAUCCUACAAAUGGCAGGUUAAUACGAGCCAGGGGAAUAUCACAGUCCCUCAACUGGGAGGUUUUUUGACUCUCCAUGGACGUGACUCCAGAUUCCAUGUUACAGGCUAUGAUUUAGGAGUCGUCAUCCUGGUCUAUUCAACUGCGGAAAUCUUCACCUGGAGAAGGCAUGGGUCUAAGUCUGUCCUCGUCCUGUACGGUGGCGAAGGCGAGACCUAUGAGUUCGCGGUGGAUAGCAGCAUCGGGAAUGCAACAAUCAUCGAAGGCUCUAAUGUCAGGGUUGGGAAAAAGGGGACAAUAUUUGUCAUGCAGUGGGAUGUCAUACCUUUUCGACAAGUCGUACAUUUUGGAGAGCAUCUGAACGUUUAUGUACUUUGGUGGAACGAGGCCUAUCGAUACUGGGUUAUGGACCUCCCUGCUUCUGAUCCAUUGGGCCUCGACUACGGUUAUCAUGCCGGCUCAGUAUUGAAUACCAACACCAUGAAAUCGCCGCGCGGCCUCCUAGAUUAUGAUCUAUCCAGCCAUGACUCGAAAUCUGACGUCUCGUGGAAAAUCACUGGUAACCUCGGCGGGGAGCAGUAUCGCGACCACGGCCGUGGUCCCUUGAACGAAGGGUCUGUUUUUGUGGAGAGGCAGGGCUACCAUCUUCCAGGGGCCCUGAAUUCGACUAAAGCAGGAUGGCAGGCCCGGACCCCACAGGAAGGCCUCUCAGCAGCCGGAGUUGGCCUUUUCGCGACCACAUUCUCACUUGACUACCCGCAAGGAUAUGACAUCCCCACCAGUGUAGUGUUCAAUCUGUUGACACAAACGACAAGUCGGGGGCUUUUCAGAUCCAAACUAUUUGUCAAUGGGUGGUAG
Molecule: messenger RNA, 1692 nt
Organism: Aspergillus caelatus
Lineage: Eukaryota; Fungi; Ascomycota; Eurotiomycetes; Eurotiales; Aspergillaceae
Product: glycoside hydrolase superfamily
Exons: 6
Coding region: 1-1692 (563 amino acids)
Biological process (GO): carbohydrate metabolic process
Cellular component (GO): vacuole
Molecular function (GO): beta-galactosidase activity
Source: RefSeq, a predicted model, not a curated record